Messenger RNA from Eruca vesicaria subsp. sativa (arugula), 2173 nucleotides. The record is from the annotation of a GenBank genome assembly. Lineage: Eukaryota; Viridiplantae; Streptophyta; Magnoliopsida; Brassicales; Brassicaceae.
AUCAUGUCGUCUUCCUCGUUUCCUCCACUCAUCUCCAUCUUCAGCCUCUUCUUCUCCCUCCACUCUCUCUCCACCCUCGCCGCCGAUCACCACGACAUAACCAGAUCCCAUUUCAAACCACCUCACUUCUCUCCCAUCUUCUCCUCCUCUUCCCCAACCGACAACGCCACGUCACCCACCCGCUACUUCGAAGUCAAAAAGCCACCCGUUCCCAACUCUCCUCCAACUCAACAACCACCACCGUUCUCACAUCAUAUCCUCCACCACGACUUCGCCUACACCUACACUAAACCCCCCGUCCUCGCCAACUACACUCUCCCCUCUCACUGCCCCUCUCGCGAAUUCUCAAAAAUCAUCCUCGACUUCAGAUCCACCUCCCAAGGAAGACAAUUCGACCGAAUCUUCGGAGUCUGGCUCGACGGUGUAGAGCUUCUCCGUAGCUGCACAGCCGAGCCUACACGAAACGGCAUCGUUUGGUCCGUCGAAAAAGACGUGACAAGAUACCACUCUCUACUCGUCAAAAACAAAACUCAAACUCUCGCUGUCUACCUCGGUAACAUCGUGGAUAAGACCUACACAGGUGUUUACCAUGUCGAUAUCAUCUUCCAUUACUAUCCACGAGAUGAUAAAACAUCAUCUGGUUAUGAUCAUUAUCACAACUCUCCUCAAGCUGAUAUGAUCGUGCCGAUUUCAAGAAACCUUCCUUUAAACGACGGGUUAUGGUUUGAGAUCUCGAGUUUGGGUGAUUCUAAGUAUAAGGAGUUCAAGAUUCCUAGGAAUGUGUAUAGAGCUGUUCUUGAAGUUUAUGUGUCUUUUCAUGAGAAUGAUGAGUUUUGGUAUGGGAAUCUUCCUAAUGAUUUUAUUACAGCUAACAAUCUUAGUACUGCUGGUGGUAAUGGACCUUUUAGAGAAGUUGUGGUUAGUAUUGACGGUAGAGUUGCUGGUGCGGUUUGGCCUUUUCCUGUUGUUUUCACCGGUGGGAUCAAUCCUUUGCUGUGGAGACCGGUUACAGCUAUUGGCUCUUUUGAUUUGCCGAGUUAUGAUAUUGAGGUGACGCCUUUUUUGGGGAGUUUGUUGGAUGGGGAGGGGCAUGAGGUUGGGUUUAGUGUGACUAAUGCGUUGAAUGUUUGGUAUGUUGAUGCGAAUUUGCAUCUUUGGUUGGAUCAUGAGAAGGAGGUAGUUGAAGGGAAGGUUAUGGAGGUGAGGAGAAGCUCUUUGGAGGUUAGUUAUGUCUCUGACUUCAAGGGCUUGAAUGGGAACUUUAAGACAGAGGCGAAGAGGUUGGUUAGUUUGAGUGGUUUGGUGAAGUCUUCUCAUGGAGAUGUUGUGACCAGUUUUCAUCAAGAGUUAAGGUAUGUGAAUAAGAUGGUUUUGGGUAAAGAUGGGAGCUUACAGAUUAUUGAUCAGUUGAUCCAAGGGGAUGACCGUGUUCACGCCAAGAGAGGUUCAAGAAAAGUCUAUGGAGCUAAAUCGAUCAGGAGGUUUCCUUUUUACCUUUAUUCUGACUCUUUGGAGAAAGAGAACAAUACAUCGUUAGAGGUUGCUAAUGUGACGAUGGGGUUUAAUGAGGAGAGAUCAGAGAGUGAGGAUGGGAUGAUGAGAACAUUCAAGAGCAAGCUGGAGAAUAAGCAAGAAGGGCAGGGAGUUAUGGUGGUGAAGAAUAACAUGGUGGUUAAUGGAUAUGGGGGAACACAACAAGUUUAUGACUAUGUUGGAAGUGACCAGUGUUACUUCAGGAACAUUAGUAGCUUCAACUACAACAUUUUGUAUGACGAGGUUGAAACUGUUUGUAAGAAGAAGACACUGAGGAUGUCUCCACGGCUGGAGUAUCUAACUAGACUACCUUUGGUGGCUUGAUGUAUGAGCUGAGACAUAGACCUCGCUCUUGAAUGACAGUGGAGAAAGAGCCAUCAUAUAAUAAGUACAAAAAUAAGUUUCUGUAUGUUUCUUUCUGUUAUCUUCAGACGAUGUCUCUGGUCACUGGUCAGAUUUGCUGUGUAAACUGUCCUCCCUCAUCAUGUUCUGACUUCUAUGCAAAUAGAACCUGUCAGGUUUAUCAGGGUUUUAUGAUUGAUAACCGGUUAAUUUAAAUUUUUCCAAAGUGGAAGAAGCUCUGUCCAAAACAUUUUGUUGGUUGUGAUGGUAAUAGUCUAAUAGAUACCUGAUUUAACCG